This is a messenger RNA of Cavia porcellus (domestic guinea pig), 693 nucleotides long. RefSeq names its product putative neuroblastoma breakpoint family member 5. NCBI's taxonomy places the organism in Eukaryota, Metazoa, Chordata, Mammalia, Rodentia, Caviidae. The record is from RefSeq and is a predicted model, not a curated record. Bases 1 to 693 code for a protein of 230 amino acids. The transcript is spliced from 5 exons.
AUGGCAGCUGGCUCUUUGUGUGCUCCCAGGGUGGGAAUGAGCACCCUGGAGAGCAACCAGGGGUCAUGCUGUCAGCGGGAAGGGAGCAAGCCACAAUUUGAAGACCUCAAAGAAGGUUUUCUUCCACUGGAAUCUCCUGCCUACAUCCUGACCAAAUUGCUACAGAAAUACAAGUCUCUGAACAGUGACUUCCCUGAGCCUCUGCUCAGGAAGAAGCAGCAGAGUGAGAAGGAGCAGCAGGCGUCACUGGCUGAGAAGCUCAGGGAAGCCAGAAUCCUAAUUCAAGAUCAGAAGCGGAAACUGUUCCUGUUAAGACAAAAGUUACAUCAUGGGAGAGAGGUGUCCUUUCCACUCAGUGAGCUUCUCCGUGACCUCCUCAAGUUCGAUGACUCUGACAGUGAUCAGGGGCAGGGCCUCCGAGACGAACUUGUUGAGGCGCACAGGCUGGCAGAGCACCUUCUGUACAAGCUCAGCCCUGACAAAGGUGAACGUGCAUUAGGAGAGGAUGAUUUGGUGGAAUCACUGGCCCUAAGAGAGAAUCAACAGAACCUCCAGUCCCGGGACACUGAAGUAUCCAAGAGACAAGGCCAUGGAGAAAAACAGGCCAAGGAGAGCAAGCCACCUGAGAACCUCUCACAUGACCUCCAGUCAGGUGAGGGAAUCAAUUAUCUCUGCUACCACGAAUUUCUCUGA